GCCCCAGACUCGACUAACGGUGACCGUCUCUUCCUCCUGGUCAACUCUCCACGUCCUCUGCAACCGUCCACCGCUACAUUCAUCUGGCAGCACCGGACAUGGCAAGCAACGGAUCUACCCGCAGGAAGACGUACGAUGCGCCAGGCACUUUUAAACCGCGCACCUCGUCCCAUGCAACCCAACCCCCUGAACACUCGCCCAUGGACAGUAUGGCCUCGCUGCGGCUCCCUCAGGUGUCUGCGAAAGGUGUCUCAACAUUGAAUGGCUCUUCGGCGUCGCACAGGAAGCAUUCGUCGCCUAUGAUGCCUUCGUUCAUGGUGUCUGCGCCAGGGAAAGUCAUAGUGUACGGAGAGCACGCCGUGGUGCAUGGCAAAGCCGCAAUUGCUGCGUCAAUAUCCCUCCGCUCCUACCUGCUCGUCUCCUUCCUCUCUAAAUCGCACCGCACCGUUACCCUCCGCUUCCCUGAUGUCCAACUGGAGCACACAUGGAACCUGGACGAGCUGCCGUGGGAAGCAUUCUCCACGCCAGGCAAGAAGAAAUACUAUUACGAUCUCGUGACGUCGUUAGACCCUAGCCUCCUCACCGCCAUCCAACCGCACAUAGACGCAGUAUCCCCAAAGGUUCCCGAGCCGAUGCGCAAGAUACACCACCGGUCCGCCUUAGCCUUCCUCUACCUCUUUCUAUCUCUCUCAUCACAAAAGUCUCCGCCAUGCAUCUACACCCUACGCUCUACAAUUCCAAUAGGGGCUGGCCUGGGUAGCAGUGCCACUAUAGCCGUCUGCCUGAGUGCAGCUCUUCUCCUGCAGAUCCGCGCUCUAAGUGGACCCCACCAAGACCAGCCCCCGAAGGAAUGCGAGCUGCAAAUUGAGCGCAUCAAUCGCUGGGCUUUUGUCGGGGAGAUGUGCAUUCACGGCAACCCGUCGGGAGUCGACAACACCGUCUCCUCAGGCGGCAAAGCCGUUCUCUUCCAACGAAAAGAUUACGAAAAACCCUCAACCGUCAUCCCACUCCCCAACUUCCCUGAACUCCCUCUCCUCCUCGUAAACACACGUCAAUCCCGCAGUACCGCCACCGAAGUCGCUAAAGUCGCUACCCUGAAAUCCGCACACCCCGCCCUCCUCGAAAACAUACUUGACGCAAUUGGUCUCGUAACAGAAUCCGCAUACAAGCUCCUCACAACUCCCGAUUUUGACCCAACCUCCCCAAUCUCACUGAAGCACCUGGGCGACCUGAUAACCAUCAACCAUGGCCUCCUCGUCUCUCUUGGUGUCUCACACCCUAAACUCGAGCGAAUCCGUGAAUUGAUCGAUCACACGGGUAUUGGCUGGACCAAGCUGACCGGCGCAGGAGGCGGAGGAUGCGCAAUUACAAUUCUGAAGCCGCAACCCACGGCUAUGCAUAGCAAUGGUAGUGACAAUGGCAACGGUACCGGAGCCGGCAACAAUCACCGGGCGGAUUCCUCAUCCGAAGACGAAGACUCGAGCGAAGAACACGAUUGCAGCGCGUCCAUUAUCUCCACGGGCACAAAGCUCAAGCACAAGAUUCUCGACAAUCUCGAAGCCAAGCUUGAAAACGAAGGGUUUGAGAAGUUUGAAACUACGCUCGCCGGAGAUGGUGUUGGUGUGCUGUGGCCCGCUGUUUUGCAUAAUGGAAAUGAGGAGGAAGGAGGGGAGGAGAUUGAUCAAGAGAAGUUCUUACGAGCGAAAGGGAAUGAGGGGAUUGAGCGCUUGGUUGGCGUAGCGUCGGCGAGGAAGAGGAAAGUCGAGAGGGAGGUAAGAGAAGGGUGGAAGUUUUGGCGGCCAUGGGAGAGGCAGCCAUGAGUGGUUGUCUUGGGCAAACUGACUUUUGGAUGCGCGGCAAAAUUCUGCGGUCAUGUUGACGUGCUGUUAGUCCGACUUUAGUUCUGCCAUCUCUUCUUCGUCUUAUCACUCAUUAGGGCGUUCUCGCUAUAUAUUCUUUAAGGGCAAGGCGUUGGAGGCAGAUUUCUAACGUAUGUCAUUUCAUUUCAUAUACACCUGGGAGAUGGUAUUUUUAAGGAAAGCCUAAGGAAAAGACAAAAGGGUUGGGCAAAACUUCUUUUUUUUUAGUGUUGUAGAUACCUAAAGUUUUAUUUAUAAUAAAUGCAAG
This is a messenger RNA of Lindgomyces ingoldianus, 2127 nucleotides long. Its product is annotated as mevalonate kinase. Gene Ontology annotation, molecular function: mevalonate kinase activity; ATP binding. The record is from RefSeq and is a predicted model, not a curated record. NCBI's taxonomy places the organism in Eukaryota, Fungi, Ascomycota, Dothideomycetes, Pleosporales, Lindgomycetaceae. Gene Ontology annotation, cellular component: cytoplasm. The transcript is spliced from 3 exons. Gene Ontology annotation, biological process: isoprenoid biosynthetic process; ergosterol biosynthetic process. Bases 99 to 1820 code for a protein of 573 amino acids.